Molecule: messenger RNA, 10908 nt
Organism: Homo sapiens (human)
Lineage: Eukaryota; Metazoa; Chordata; Mammalia; Primates; Hominidae
Gene: PLCL1
Product: phospholipase C like 1 (inactive)
Exons: 6
Coding region: 4942-8007 (1021 amino acids)
Biological process (GO): signal transduction; lipid metabolic process; negative regulation of cold-induced thermogenesis
Cellular component (GO): cytoplasm
Molecular function (GO): phosphoric diester hydrolase activity; phosphatidylinositol-4,5-bisphosphate phospholipase C activity
Source: RefSeq, a predicted model, not a curated record
GAGCGUGGCUGUGGGUGAUGGGUGGGUCAGGGACCCGGGCAGGAUGUGCGGUGUCCGGAGGCAUCCGGGCUCAGCAUUGUUUUCUCCCACCUCCUUCAACGCCAAACCUUCCUUCCUUAUCCGGAGGUUCCCAGACUCAGCUGUCAGCCACGAGACGCACAAGUGACUUUUUCUCCCCACUGACGGCAGAGGAAAAGUUCCGCUCUGCGUCUUUGCGUUCUGAUGGAUGCUUUCCCUCAUUUUCUCUGCAAGCUUCACUAAACCGUUGAUGGAGGGAGGAAGGGAGAACUCUGGAUAAAUGCAGACCCACCGGAUGGUUGUGCAUUGCUUUCCAAUGAAGGGUUAGCUUUUCCCAUACAAUGAAGAAAAUGCACAGCUUACUCUCAAGUGUAAAAAAAGAAUCCCUCUAGACUUAAAUGAUCCCGAAAUCCCAAGAUGUGUGAACUUUCCCGGUAGGGAGGCAGAGUUUUAAGUGGACCCUGCAUCACAGUAAAGAGCAAUGCAAGAGCCCAGAGUUUUUGCGCUGCAGAAAGCACAACCGGAAAGCAAUCAAUCCCCCAAGCAUUAUCACUGGUCCUUGUGGUUACCACCACAUCCAGGGAAAACGCUUCCUGACCCGCUAAUCACCUCACAGAAUUUCUCUCCAUCCAUUUGGCAAGGAAUUUGUAAACCUCUUUCCUCCCCUUUCUCUUUCCAUCUUCCUUCCACUUGGGGCUUGUUUCUUCUGUUCGAGAUUUCCUCUUUUGGGAGCAUGACUUUGGGGUAAGGUUAUUUAGGAAAGAACCCUCGCACAGGCUCUGGAAAAGGGCCUCAGUGUAAAUGCAUGUGAGUAAUCAAUCAAAUGUAUGUCAGAUUAAAAUUGAUUUUGGUGGAGCAGUCAGUAUAAAACGAUAUGUAUGUAUGUAUAUAUGUAAGUAUAUAUGUGUGUGUGUACAUACACACACACACAUCCCUCAAUGACAAUGAAAGAUGGACUUUUACUUACUAUUGAAUUUAUUGGGUUCACUAAUAUAUUCAAAAGCUCUGUUCAGGGUUAAGCUGCGUAACCAGUGCAUCACGCAUGUUGCAAGCUCCCAGCACCAGCUUAGGUAGACUAACCACAGAAUGUGGCUCCAGUAAAGUCUUUUUCCCAACACUGACACAUGGAAGUUUAAAAUCAGUGGAGAGGUUUCUAUAAUAUAUAAAGAAGAGUGGGUGGUAAUUACAAAUGGCUUGUAGUAGUUUCUGUUAUUUUGUGGCUUUUUGAUUAUGUAACAGGAGUGUUCUAUUCUGGGUGUGAAUUUGGACAAAGGGAAAUUACUAUUUUGUUUUUAACCCACAGGUCAGAAAGCACACUGUUUUCAAACUUAAAAAACAUCACAAUUAGGAAACACAUACAUUUUGGAUUCUACUGUAUUGAUACUACAUGGUGUCCUGUGUGUGUAAAACAGGCACUGCAAGAGACUUUAAAAUAUAUGACAAUAAAGAGCAAACGGCUCUAUAAUGUUGUAAAAAACAAAAGUAAUGGAGUAUAAGGAAUAUACAAAUUCUUGCAACUGAGUUUGCCACUUGUGAAUUGUACUAUGCUGGUUUAUAUUCUCAGAAGGGUCAUUGCUGAGUAAUGGUGCCUCUUUUGUUUUGAAGUUUCUUUUUGUGACAAAAAAGGAGGGAGACAACAGAAUAUUAACUUGAUUUUUCCCCUAUUUAAUAGUAAAUGCAAUUAACAUUUGGUAAAUGGCCUUUAAAAUUAAAGAUAUUAGAAAAUAAAGUGAAUUAUUAUGUUAGGUUUUUAUUGGAAAAGUAGCACAUACAUAUAAUUUAAAAAAUCAAAUGUUGCAAAGGAGUGUGAAGGAAAGACCCUCAGACACUCCACAUUCCCACUUAUGUAGUCCACCCUCAUAGAUGUUAACACUUUCUUAUGUAUGCUUCCAAAAUAUUCCAUGCAUGUGUAAGCAGAUAUAUCUAUAUGUGUCUAUGAUGAACUAUAGCAGCUCCUGAUUUCUACAAAAAAAUCUGGCUAGAGUUUUACAAGUCUCAUAGUUUUAAGCAUUUUUGAAGCCUAGAGGGGGUAAUCUGGUAGGUCUUUGGUGGGCAGCAGUCAUUGGGGUCUGUUCCCAGAGGCCUUAACGCCCUUCUAAGGAGAAAAAAAGGCAGGUGGUAAGCUCUGUUCCACUCCGUCUCUGAGAUCAAGAACCUUUCUGGUGACAUUCUUGAAUCUGCUGCCCUGUGGUUUGUUCCCUUUAGCAUAGUAAAAAUGAGUUUCCAAAAAAAGUUUAGAUCAUAUAAGAAAUACAUAGCACAUGUUCUAUAUUGAGAGAAAAUGCAUUUUUCACAGUUUUGCCAAGAGAUUUUUUUUUAAAUUUGGCAUUGAAAUGUACACAAAGAAGAAAAGCUUUAGUACAUUUUAAUCAAAAUAUUAAAUGCUGUUCCAAAUAGCUGUAGUGCAGUAAUAAUUGAUAUUCAUAAUGCUGAGCCACUGAAAGGUUGUGAAUCAUCAAAUAUUAAAUUCUUGUCAGCUCAAUUUAAGGUAUUGUUUCAGAAUAGUGCUAUCCUGACAGAAAACAGACUGUCUUGUAUAUUAAUAAAAAGAAUGUUUUUAGUAAAUUUGCCCUCCAUAAUUUGUGAAAACAUGUGUUUAGUUGAAAAAACAAUUUUCUUCUGAGCUGAGGAAAACAAUGACAACAUUUAUCUGUAUGCAUCUUCAGAAAUUCUUUCUACUGACAUUGUGUUUCUUCCCCACAUAUAACCAAUCCUAGGUUUAAAAACGUUCAAUGUGAGAAUUAAACUAAGUUUUUUUAAAAUCUGUCUACUUUUUCCUAUAUUUUUCUGUGUGAUUGUUUCAACAGCAUUGACAUUGAUAAAUGCUGCAUGUUUUUUGGUAAGCGCAUUGUUAUAUACCACAAUAAUGCAAUAGAAUCCAUUUUAAUUUCUUCUUGAUGACUUGUGGUUUGAAAUGACAAGUUGGAUACCUGCAGUAUUGAUAAUCUCUAAAAGUUGUUUACUAUUCUGCAUUUGAAUAUAUUUCUAAUUAAGAAAUAAGACCAUUUAUUUAUCUGGUAUUUGAUAUCAAACUUAUAGCAUUUAAAAUAUUUAACAUUUUAGAUUAUUGCUUAUAGCCCUAUAAUCUGCUGCCCUGUGGUUUGUUCCCUUUAGCAUAGUAAAAAUGAGUUUCCAAAAAAAGUCUAGAUCAUAUAAGAAAUACAUAGCAAAUGUUUUAUAUUGAGAGAAAAUGCAUUUUUCACAGUUUUGCCAAGAGUUUUUUUAAAUUUGGCAUUGAAAUGUACACAAAGAAGAAAAGCUUUAGUACAUUUUAUAUUAAUCAAAACAUUAAAUGCUGUUCCAAAUAGCUGUAGUGCAGUAAUAAUUGUAAUGUUUUGGAAAUAGGAAGCAGCAUAGCUUAUUUACUAUAUUAGUUGGUGGAAACUGAGCUACAUGUGUAUUUUAAAAAUAGCAGUUGAUUUUUCUUCCAUUGUAUGUGACACAUUGACGGGUUCUACUUUUUUUCAACUUCCUUUUGUUCUACUUAAGAACAAAUUCUCUAGGCAAGGAAGAAUAGAAAUUGUCACUUGGAUCUCAUGGACAUGGGUGUGGGGGAUGAAGAUGGGAGUUGGGAAUGAGGUGUUGAGACCAGCACUGGAGCAGCUACUUGGGUGUUGUUCAUGUCUCAUUAUUUUAUAUCAUGGCGAGUCUCACUCUCUCAUGUCAUCUUGGGCUGGUAUGGUGGAUUUUUGAACUGAAGCCUUAAAGGUGCCCCUUGGGUACCAGUAGACCCCUAUCAAGAUUAUGGCUUUCCUCAGAGAGGCAAGAGGAAUGCAGUUCACAUUAAGUGCCUACUACUGUGAGUCAUAUACUAAACUAGGAGCUUUCGUACGUUUGUAUCACUUAAACCUCACAGGAAACUCUCUAAAGUAUGGAAGGAAGGCACAGAGAGCUACUGUUAAAAUGUGGAGUGAUGACUGAAAGUCAUGUCUGCUUAAUUUCAGAGUUUGUGCUCUUGGGCUGGUUCUCAGAUGCAAGAAGUCCCACAAUCCAUCAACACUUCUAGGUUUGAAACAGCCCGAACACGUGAGAUAGUGACAGAAGAGUACGCAUCUUAGGUCCUAUGGUUUGUGGGGUACAUUAUCUUUUCUCAGCCUUCUUUCCUUCAGUUCAGAACAUUUGGAGGUUGAUUAUUCUAGAAAGGGAUUGCAACCUCUUCUGUCUUUGGCUAUUUUGUUAGGCCUGUGCUGUACUUGAAAAGACAGAGCAAUCUGGCAGGUGUUCUGCUUGGCGUCAAUAUAUGGAGCUUACAUCCUAUUGUUUUACCCCAGGCCCACUUUCCCCAUACCCCUGCAGACAGUGGAGUUUGUGAAGCAUUGUAUUCUCUUUUAGGCUGAUACGCAGGCAGAAAAAAUACCUGGGUCAUAGGAAUAUAUAUAAAUCUAGGGGAGUAAGGAAAUGGGGGAAUCUUCUUUUGGAGCUCUGAAAGUGUGUGUGUGUGUGUGUGUGUGUGUGUGUGUUUAAAUAGGGACGGUUAUGAAGGGAAAUUAAAUGUGAUUAAAAAUUAGUUAAAAAUUUUAGGCACUCUAUGGAUUAUAUAGGCGUUUGUAGAUUGACCCAGGAAUUAAUCAGCAUUUAUAGAUUUUAUUCUCUACAAAUAUGUGUUAAAAGUUCCGAAUAACCAACUUAUGGAUGGAUUUUGGAGAAAUAACCAGAGGAGCUGGCCAGCCUUUACUUUACCGUAAGGGUUGCUGAGAGUGUGCCCUGGGGGCUUCAGCUGCGGCUCUCCUCCCGAGAUGUGAUUUGGCUGCAUGAAUGGCAUGAACCUCUUAGGUAGAUUUGGUUUAUGAUCCCCACAACUUCAGUUAGAAUGUUACUUUCUCUCAAAUUGCCAUAGUAACAUGGUCACAUUUCACCUUAGAAGUGGUUGCUUCUUAUUGCAGGGUCUUUCUGAUGUGAUUUCUUAUAGCACCUCUCAAGAAAAUGAAGAAUAAACUUCAGGAUCCUUCAAACCAAAAAUGUGGUGGAAGAAAGAAAACCGUGUCUUUCAGCAGCAUGCCAUCGGAAAAGAAAAUUAGCAGUGCAAAUGACUGCAUCAGCUUCAUGCAAGCUGGCUGUGAGUUGAAGAAAGUCCGGCCAAAUUCUCGCAUUUACAACCGUUUUUUCACUCUGGACACAGACCUUCAAGCUCUUCGCUGGGAACCUUCAAAGAAAGACCUCGAGAAAGCCAAGCUUGAUAUUUCUGCCAUAAAAGAGAUCAGACUGGGGAAAAACACGGAAACAUUUAGAAACAAUGGCCUUGCUGACCAGAUCUGUGAGGACUGUGCCUUUUCCAUACUCCACGGGGAAAACUAUGAGUCUCUGGACCUAGUUGCCAAUUCAGCAGAUGUGGCAAACAUCUGGGUGUCUGGGUUACGGUACCUGGUUUCUCGAAGUAAGCAGCCUCUUGAUUUUAUGGAGGGCAACCAGAACACACCACGGUUCAUGUGGUUGAAAACAGUGUUUGAAGCAGCAGAUGUUGAUGGGAAUGGGAUUAUGUUGGAAGACACCUCUGUAGAGUUAAUAAAACAACUCAACCCUACUCUGAAGGAAGCCAAGAUCAGGUUAAAGUUUAAAGAAAUCCAGAAGAGCAAGGAAAAACUAACCACCCGCGUGACCGAAGAGGAAUUUUGUGAAGCUUUUUGUGAACUUUGCACCAGGCCAGAAGUGUAUUUCUUACUUGUACAGAUAUCUAAAAACAAAGAAUAUUUGGAUGCCAAUGAUCUCAUGCUCUUUUUAGAAGCUGAGCAAGGAGUCACCCAUAUCACCGAGGAUAUAUGCUUAGACAUCAUAAGGAGAUACGAACUUUCUGAAGAGGGACGUCAAAAAGGGUUUCUUGCAAUUGAUGGCUUUACCCAGUAUUUAUUGUCAUCAGAAUGUGACAUUUUUGAUCCUGAGCAAAAGAAGGUUGCCCAAGAUAUGACCCAGCCAUUAUCUCACUACUAUAUCAAUGCCUCUCAUAACACCUAUCUAAUAGAAGACCAGUUCAGGGGGCCAGCUGACAUCAAUGGGUACAUUAGAGCUUUGAAAAUGGGCUGUCGAAGCGUUGAACUCGAUGUAAGUGAUGGUUCAGAUAAUGAACCAAUCCUUUGUAAUCGAAAUAACAUGACAACCCAUGUUUCCUUUCGAAGUGUCAUAGAGGUAAUAAAUAAAUUUGCCUUUGUUGCUUCUGAAUACCCACUCAUUCUUUGCUUGGGAAAUCACUGCUCCUUGCCGCAGCAGAAGGUAAUGGCUCAACAGAUGAAAAAGGUCUUUGGCAAUAAACUCUAUACUGAAGCACCUUUGCCCUCAGAAUCCUACCUCCCAUCACCAGAAAAAUUAAAAAGAAUGAUCAUUGUGAAAGGAAAGAAGUUGCCUUCUGAUCCAGAUGUGUUAGAAGGAGAAGUAACAGAUGAAGAUGAAGAAGCUGAAAUGUCUCGAAGGAUGUCGGUAGAUUACAAUGGUGAGCAGAAGCAAAUCCGACUCUGUAGGGAGCUCUCUGAUUUGGUGUCUAUUUGUAAAUCUGUUCAAUACAGGGAUUUUGAACUAUCUAUGAAAAGCCAAAACUAUUGGGAAAUGUGUUCAUUUAGUGAAACAGAGGCCAGCCGCAUUGCAAAUGAGUACCCAGAGGAUUUUGUUAAUUAUAAUAAGAAGUUCUUAUCAAGAAUCUAUCCAAGUGCCAUGAGGAUCGAUUCCAGUAACUUGAAUCCACAGGACUUUUGGAAUUGUGGCUGUCAGAUUGUAGCAAUGAAUUUUCAGACUCCGGGUCCAAUGAUGGACCUUCACACGGGCUGGUUUCUUCAAAACGGGGGAUGUGGUUAUGUUCUAAGGCCGUCUAUAAUGCGAGAUGAAGUUUCUUACUUCAGCGCAAAUACAAAGGGCAUUCUACCUGGGGUGUCUCCUCUAGCUCUUCAUAUCAAGAUCAUCAGUGGUCAGAAUUUCCCAAAGCCCAAGGGAGCUUGUGCCAAAGGGGAUGUCAUAGAUCCCUAUGUUUGUAUAGAGAUACACGGAAUUCCAGCGGAUUGUUCGGAACAAAGAACUAAAACUGUACAGCAAAACAGUGAUAAUCCUAUUUUUGAUGAAACUUUUGAGUUCCAAGUAAACCUACCUGAGCUGGCCAUGAUCCGUUUUGUUGUUCUGGAUGAUGACUACAUUGGGGAUGAGUUUAUAGGGCAAUAUACGAUACCAUUUGAAUGUUUGCAGCCUGGAUAUCGGCAUGUUCCCCUGCGUUCUUUUGUGGGUGACAUCAUGGAGCACGUAACCCUUUUUGUCCACAUAGCAAUAACUAAUCGAAGUGGAGGAGGAAAGGCACAGAAGCGCAGUCUUUCAGUGAGAAUGGGGAAGAAAGUUCGGGAAUAUACCAUGCUCAGGAAUAUCGGUCUUAAAACCAUUGAUGACAUCUUUAAAAUAGCGGUUCAUCCAUUACGAGAAGCCAUAGAUAUGAGAGAAAAUAUGCAGAAUGCAAUCGUGUCUAUUAAGGAACUAUGUGGACUCCCUCCAAUUGCCAGUCUGAAGCAGUGCCUGUUAACUCUGUCAUCUCGGCUCAUCACCAGUGACAAUACUCCUUCAGUCUCACUUGUGAUGAAAGACAGCUUUCCUUACCUGGAGCCUCUGGGUGCAAUUCCAGAUGUGCAGAAAAAGAUGCUGACUGCUUAUGAUCUGAUGAUUCAAGAGAGCCGGUUUCUCAUAGAAAUGGCGGACACAGUCCAGGAAAAGAUUGUACAGUGUCAGAAAGCAGGGAUGGAGUUCCAUGAAGAACUUCAUAAUUUGGGGGCAAAAGAAGGCUUGAAGGGAAGAAAACUCAACAAAGCAACUGAGAGCUUUGCUUGGAACAUUACAGUAUUGAAGGGCCAAGGAGAUCUGUUGAAGAAUGCCAAGAAUGAAGCUAUAGAAAACAUGAAGCAGAUCCAGCUGGCAUGCCUGUCCUGUGGACUGAGUAAAGCCCCCAGCAGCAGUGCUGAGGCCAAGAGCAAGCGCAGCCUGGAAGCCAUAGAGGAGAAGGAAAGUAGUGAGGAGAAUGGGAAGCUGUGACUCUGGGCAUUAUCGACACGUUCACCCAUCUUAUCAAGGACUCUGGUUUCUCAUUCUUGUUUUCUUUCUUUAAAUGUUUUAUAAGUUCACAAAAUGGUGCCCUAUAUGGGGUAUUGGACAUAGAUAUUUUCACAAUGUCAGUAUUUCAGUGUAGUUAAUUUAUCUAAAUUAAAGCCUUUAGUAUCAGUGUUUUAAAUUCUGAGACAUGUGUCAACACCCCUGUGUGGAUGCCUGUGGAAGAGUGUGUGUGUGUGUGUGUGUGUGUGUGUGUGGCAGAGAGAGAGAAAGAGAGAGAGAGAGAGAAAUUCUGUUAAAAUCUAUUCUGUGUUGCAUUAUUCAUUUAGUGAGUUAUUCCUUGAUCAUUUUGGGACAAUUGUUUUAAUCUGAAAUUCUAAAGAGCACUUACUGUAACCUGUUGCUGUGUUUAAUUUGACUUCUCUGCCUUUGACAUUUAAUUUAGUGAUCUUAGCAUAGCUUAUUAUUGAAGGAAGCCAAAUUUAUCAAAGCAUAGAUGUUUUGGUAGAUUAAAUAUAGAUUAGAAAAAUUCCUAAGAAUCAGAGUAGAAAUAAAAGUGAAUGAAAGAUUAAACAGAUGAUGAGAAUUUCUAAAAAGAUUAGCAAGGUCAUUUCUUCAGUCAGAAAACUUUAAAAAAUAUUUAUUAAAUAAAAUCAAUUUUUAGGAAGUUUUCUGUAGUCAUUUACUAAACAUAUGAUUUCACUAGAAAAGCUGAUCAUAAGUGAAUUUAUACCUACCUGUGUGGUACUCUGAAACACACUGAAAGCUCUGUUGCAAUUAGGAUUUUGAUGUGACAAUAAUAUUGUUGUAUAAUUUCGAGAUUUGUAGGAAGGUCUCAUUCUUCCAAGCUGAGAGUCUAGCACUCAUUUUCUAUAACAGAUAUGGCAGCUUAGAGGUGUUGGCUUUGUUUGGAUGUAAUUUAGGGUACUAAAUUUAAAUUUAAAGAUAUUGUUCAAACAAUAUCAUAUCAUCACAUUGAGCUGAUAUAAAUUCUGUGGGUCCGAUAAUAUCUUUGUGAUAAUUUAAGAGCUAACCAGUUACCACACAUCUAUGAUAUAACCCUAACACACACAGAAAAGCAUACAUGCAAAAAGAAAUGACUAAUUAGGGUACAUUUAUAAUUGCAUCUAGGUAAUUUUUACCCUAAUGUCUUCAUAAAGUACUUGAGUGUAAUGUUUGUUACCUCCAACAGAACUAAAUGUUCUAUGGUUAUGAAAGAAUAUAUUUAUUUAAAGCAUUGCUUUUAUUUUGAAAAGCUUCUUAAUUAAUUUGAUUAACAAAUAUGCUAAUUUGGGGAAACCUAGAGAAGAUAAUUGUUGAAAUUUUGCAAAUAUAAACAUCUCCUAUAGCUUCUGUGUUAUUUCUGACUUCUUAACACUAUUAUGUUUAUGUUGCACAUUACUGAAAGAGUAAAGAUAUGAAAAAAACACUUAUUGUUUUCUUUUAUUGUGAAUUGAAAAAGCAAAGCUAAUGAAAAUGGGUUACUACAUCAAAAAUAUCUUAAAGAGUUUGCUAUUUCCAUGGACCAGAUAUGAUGAAAUUAUUCCCUGGGUUUAAAACUGGGCACUCGAGGAGGAGGUACCUGAAGUCAUUUGAAGGCAAGUUUCCAAUGAUGCUACAAUGGCCUGAAAAAAUUUCUUUACCCUCUGUUAUAUUUAACUUGCUGGUAGGAGGAAUAGUGGAAUGCAGGUGUUAAGCCCUUUGUGGUGAAAAAGAGGUUCUAUAGACAGAAACAAAACCCACCUUACAUCAGCUGAUUGGUUGAUUUUACUAGUGUACCUCUUCAUCUACUUGAAUUCUAUUUGGUAAAUCCAUGUCUUUACUGGAUAUACAGUUAGGUGGGAAGAGGAGAUAAAGGAUGACAAACUCUCAAACAAUAUUUAUACAUUUAUUUACUCCAGGGUCAAAUCCAAUCCUUGGAAGUAGCUUCUCUAGUUUAUUUUAUUUGUCCCAGAGCUCUACUCACACUUAGGACCCACCCAAAAAUUCUCAAAAACGUAAUAUGGAUUCUGCCUCAUCUGAUGCUAUUUCUGGCAGUGGGUUGUCAGCCAUACUCUGCUUCAUUCCACUGGGUGUCCUUGCUAGAUGGGGAGUGAGAUGUGGAGCAGGGAGGAGCUUUGGAUUCUGGGAGUGGAGGUGGCAAGGGAAAAGUCUCCUAGUCUCCUGUGAUGUUCCUGCCUCCAGAUAGAAUAGCAAAAACAAACAAUUUUUUUUUGUGUAUUAUGCCUCCAUGACAUUGUUACAUUCUAUGAGGAGCAUCUGUCUCCUUUCUAGACUUGAACUGUGGUAGAAAAAGCCCCCUUCUCUCUUCUAUCUACUUAGAUUUGGUGAUGCUAGGAAUGUAGUGUUUUAGAUAUUAAUUCUAUUUUUAUUUAUUCAUUUUUACAUCACCAAUAGGAUCUGAGGUGGAGAUGGCGGGUAUUAUCACUGGCAUUUUACAGGUGAGAAAGCCCAAAGCCACUGAGGUAAUUAAUGGAAUAAUUGAUUUUGAACUUGGGUCUGUCUGAUUUCAUGUGCAAGAUUAUAUACUUAGUGAUUUUGAUUUUAAGUUUAUUCUUAACAUUUUAAACCAGACUAUUAACUCUUACCUUUAUAACCACAGAUACAAAGAACUGUAUCAUUUAUUUUCUGAAUAUAAAAUAUUAAUGGUCAAUAUAAAAAUACAAAAAUAGAGAACUAUAUACAACAGAAAAGCAAAAUUACCCACUAAUAACAUUUUGAUUUAUAUCCCUUUAGACACUGUUUAGAGUUUAUACAUAUAUGUAAAUAUGCUUGUAUUUUAACAAAAUUGAGAUAUUAUAUAAACUGUUUGUAGCAGGGUGUUUAAAAUUUUAACAAUAUGUUAUGGAUAUCUUUCUGUGUCAAUAAAUGUGUAUUUACAUUAGA